Molecule: messenger RNA, 195 nt
Organism: Clunio marinus
Lineage: Eukaryota; Metazoa; Arthropoda; Insecta; Diptera; Chironomidae
Source: the annotation of a GenBank genome assembly
AUGAACUUAACAUCAAUGAAGCAAAAUGAAGUUUAUUUCAAAAGAAUUGUAAACGACUGGAAAGAUCCAUGGGGAAAUAGAAAAAACCCUAAUGCAGGACAUAUAUCCGCUUUUGUGGAUAUUAGAUUCGCGAUACUUAAUUUUCCUCAUGAGAACAUUACAGAAAAAAUGGCAAAAGUUCACGAAUAUAAUUAA